AUGAUCACAGAAAACGCUGAUAACGUUGAAAUAAGGCAGUACACCUAUAAGUCUGGUGCGUUUUAUGAAGGGACAUUUGAUGGUGUCAUGCGGAGUGGCCGAGGUUACUGGCGCCAUCCCAAGGGUGAAGUUUAUGAAGGUGAAUAUAGGAACAACAAGGAAGAAGGUCUUGGGGUGUACAAAUUUGAGGGGUCCGGCAAGACCUAUAUCGGGCAGUGGUUGAAUGGUAAGAUGCACGGCGCGGGGAUCUAUUAUUUCAACCCCGAACACACCGUUUACUAUAUUGGGCACUAUGUUGAAGACCAAAAGCAUGACCUUGGGUACUAUUGCUAUGAGUCGGGCAUCCUGACCACCCAGAAGUGGGACAUGGGUCGCUUAAUCCAUGAGGAGCCGUCGACUCCCGUUGAACAGGUAGACGUGGCGAUUCAGAUUAACGAACUUAUAGCGAAGGUGCGCAUCGUCGCUCCUCGACAGCUUGGAGAGAUAUCAUCCUCUAAAAUGCACACGUUCCAGUUUCCAUACGGGGCCACGUAUACUGGGCAAUACCUCGGAACUAAGAAGCAUGGCCAGGGGUACUGGCUACACCCAGAGGGGGAUAGCUACGAGGGGCAGUUCGAAAACAACAAGCACAAUGGAUGGGGAGUGUACAUCAUCGGUCGCAGCGGGAAGAAAUUCGUGGGCUCCUGGCGAGACGGUAAAAUGGAUGGCAUAGGCAUUUAUUUUUUCAAUCCACAGGAAACGGAGUACUUUUUUGGCAAUUAUCAUGCGGACCUCAAGCAUGGUUGUGGGAUGUACCACUUCGCUGAGAGCGGUCAUAAUAGAUUGCAAACAUGGGAGAACGGGGUUCUUAAGGAGGAAAUGAGCAUGGACGAAUCGUCCCUAGCGGAGUACACCAAAGCCAUUCACAAGCUUAUCCAGACGGUGUGCCCAUAUGCUCCCAAUUAUGAGCCCAUAGCGUUUGCAGGAUAG
Phytomonas sp. EM1 is the source of this 969-nucleotide messenger RNA. NCBI's taxonomy places the organism in Eukaryota, Euglenozoa, Kinetoplastea, Trypanosomatida, Trypanosomatidae. The record is from the annotation of a GenBank genome assembly.